AUGGAUUGGUCUCAAGCCACAAUUCAUGUAGGAAAACAGCGAGUCAUUUUGCAGUCUGAACCUAAGUCUAAAUUCACUAUUUUUCCCUCUGAUGAUCUAAGAGCCCAAAUUCUAUAUCAUGAAUGUCAAUUCAGAAAUUACAUGAUUUUGUCUGUUAAUGAGGUAGCAGGAGGUGUAUCACAGCCAAAGGGAGAAGAAAUUUUGUGGUUAAUGGAGUUCGAUGGUAGUUGUGCAGCGUCAGGUUCAGGUGCAGAGGUAGUGUUGAUUCCUCCUUCUGGUACUCAUAUCCCUUUUUCUUUUAAAUUGGAGUUCAAGAACACAAACAAUACAGGUGAGUAUGAGGCUUUGUUAUUGGGUUUAGUUGAAGCCAAGAAACUGGGAGUAAAACUUUUGCAAGUUAAAGGAGAUGCAGAGUUGAUUGUAAAAUAG
This is a messenger RNA of Cryptomeria japonica (Japanese cedar), 429 nucleotides long. RefSeq lists its product as uncharacterized. Lineage: Eukaryota; Viridiplantae; Streptophyta; Pinopsida; Cupressales; Cupressaceae. The transcript has a single exon. The record is from RefSeq and is a predicted model, not a curated record. Gene Ontology annotation, molecular function: RNA-DNA hybrid ribonuclease activity; nucleic acid binding. The coding region runs from base 1 to 429 and encodes 142 amino acids.